Messenger RNA from Trifolium pratense (red clover), 2226 nucleotides. RefSeq names its product two-pore potassium channel 3-like. Gene Ontology annotation, biological process: potassium ion transmembrane transport; stabilization of membrane potential. Gene Ontology annotation, cellular component: plant-type vacuole membrane. Gene Ontology annotation, molecular function: potassium ion leak channel activity. Bases 361 to 1617 code for a protein of 418 amino acids. The record is from RefSeq and is a predicted model, not a curated record. Lineage: Eukaryota; Viridiplantae; Streptophyta; Magnoliopsida; Fabales; Fabaceae. The transcript has 2 exons.
AAAAGCAAAGCAAAUGAACGGCACAAAUAAUCAUAAGUUAAACAAAAACAUUAUCAAUAAUCAUCCCAACACAAAACAACAGCAAACGUCAACAGCGUCCCUAUUUUCUUGUACCUUUGUAAAUGAAAUCAUCAUCAUAAUUAUACUUCAAUCAAAUCAUAACCUCCAUUCCCACACACUUUCAUCGUUAAAACAAAAAAAAAACUAAUAAAAAACUGUUCUUUUCUUCCGUUCUUUUGCAAUUUCUUAUUCUAUGAACAAUCUUUCUCUGUUCUGAAACCGACCCACAUCAUAAAAAAGUGUUUGAUUCUGAAAAGUCACAAUUUUUUCAUCUAUUGAAUUGAUUUUCUACAACCCCACAUGGAAAAGGAGCCACUGCUCCCAUAUUUCAGCCCAAGGAAGAAGCUUUCACCAUUGUCACAUCAUCUUUUUCCUUUACCUGAAAAUGAUGAAAUGGUUGUUCCUGUUACCCCUUCUGAGUUCAAAGAUCGUCUCAUCUUUGGUCCUUCACCUUUGGCUGAUCCUUCACCAUUGGCUGAUGCUUUAAAUCUUUCACGUAAUUCACCAAGAUCUUCUUGUUCAUCUUCACAAGAUUUUGUUGAUUCUUCAUCACAGCAAGUAUCUUCUUGGCUUUUUGAUCCUAAUUAUCCAAGGGGUAAAACAAAUCUUCAUCGUUCAAAAACUGCACCUGCUAUGGCUGUUAUCAGUGAUUUCAAUCAUCGUACAUCUGUUAAAAGACCUCAAUUUGGUAGCCAAUCAAUUGUUCAUCAAGCUGUUAUUCUUCUUGUUCUUUAUUUGGCUUUAGGGGUUGUUAUUUAUUGGUUCAAUCGUCAUGAUUUUACAUCAACAGAAACUCAUGUUAUAGUAGAUGCAUUGUAUUUUUGUAUAGUUACAAUGUGCACAAUAGGUUAUGGUGACAUUACACCUAAUAGUACUGCAACCAAGAUUUUCUCUAUAUUGUUUGUGUUGAUUGGUUUUGGUUUUAUUGAUAUAUUGCUUAGUGGAAUGGUUAGUUAUGUUCUUGAUUUGCAAGAGAAUCAUUUGUUGAGGGCAGUGAAGGGAAGAGGUGGGAAAGAUGGUAGGUCAUAUUUAGUUGAUGUGAAGAAAGGGAGGAUGAGGAUUAGGAUGAAGGUUGCAUUGGCACUUUUGGUUGUGGUACUUUGUAUUGGACUUGGUGUAGGGGUUAUGCAUUUUGUCGAAAGCCUUGGAUGGGUGGAUUCUUUUUAUCUUUCAGUUAUGUCUGUUACAACGGUUGGAUAUGGUGAUCAUGCUUUUAAGACCAUGCAUGGUCGGAUUUUUGCUGCAAUUUGGUUGCUUGUGUCAACGCUUGCGGUUGCCCGAGCAUUCCUUUAUUUGGCUGAGGCCAGAGUGGAUAAGCGGCAUAGGAUGAUGGCAAAGUGGAUUCUUGGUCAGGAUAUGACUGUUGCUGAGUUUCUUGCUGCUGACAUAGACAAUAAUGGAUUUGUGAGUAAAUCAGAAUAUGUUAUAUACAAGCUCAAGGAGAUGGGAAAAGUGACAGAGAAGGACAUCAUGCAGGUCAGUGAGAAAUUCGAUAUACUAGAUACCGGCAACUGUGGAAAAAUAACACUUGGUGAUCUCAUGGAGAGUCAAAAUUGAUGAGCUCGAUCAGCGUGGCUAGUACUCCUUCGGUGUUCCUGAACCCACCAAUCAAGCUGCCUCCAAUGAUCAAGGUGAUUUUAUAUCCAAUGUUGUCACAUAAAGAACGGGAGUAGAGAUCCUCUUCAUUUCUUAAAAUAAACAAACACUACAAUUACUAAAGUUUUGGUGUAUACAAUACACAGUUAAUGUCAACAAUUAUCAAAAGGCGUGCAUUUAUAUCAGUGAUUUACUUCAAAACUAUAAUAAUGGACAUCUCCAUUUCUCAAGUUGCAUGGGAACAUUUUUCAUUUGAGGGUUUGGAAGGAUAUUAGAUUAUCAAGUUGCAUGUAGGUGAUUUUCCCUCUCACACCCUUUUGUCACGAUCAGUAACAUGACGAGGCACGAUAUGCUGGUGAAAUUUCUGGGUUCUUUUGCCGGCAUUUUGUAAAUUAUUUAGAGGAUGAUAAGUAUUGGUCUUGGUGGAAUUCUUGGUAUUAUAAAUUAAUUAUAGUAUUUGUUAGGCCGAUGAGAUGGCUUGUAGUGGUAAUCGAGAGCACAAUUUUGGUUGGUUAAAUAAUUAUUUUGUACAUAUUCUUUUUGAAAAUGAAUGAAUGUAUUGAUUCUUUA